AUGAAGAAAGAGUCCCGAAAGACUAGAGGAACAAGUGCUGAUUACAGUUCAAUAAAUGAGGAUGAGGAGAAACCCAUGUGUGAUGUGUUCUUGGUGACAGGUAUCAGAAAUGAAGAUUGGGGCGAUUAUCUCAAGACUAGUGACACUUCUCAUAUCGUAGACCCUAAUGAUGAAGACUUACUCAAAAUGUCCGUAUUAGAUUAUUAUCCGAAUGAUAAACCACUCUCUGAGAUCGCAUACCUCCAAGGAAUUGAAAAAUGAUGAAUGCCUGUAAUGGACCAAUACAUUAUUGAACUCAAAGGAGAUCAUAUUUCUUCAGUAGAAGAGAGGCAAAACUCUGAAAACCUGAUCUAUGAUAACAAACACUUCGUUCAAAACUCCAAGCAUUAUAAAUUACGUGAUCCUCGAUUACAAAGAUUGAUGCAAGGAUCAGGAAUACUCAGGUCCUGAAGUGAUUUCUCUGAUCAGCUCACUCUGAUGAACAGCUAUGAAAUAUUUUAUUUCACUCUCACUGAAGCUGCUGGAGUUAGGAGAUAUCUAACAUCCAUCACUUUCUUUGAACUGUGUCUUGACAGAAGAAACUCUCGUGCAUUUCUGGUGCCAAUGGUAUAUAGCUUCAUCUCGAAUUACCCAAUUUUCAAAAUCCAAAAGCAAUGUCUAAUCACAAUGUUUCAGGAUUUGGUAAAGAACCUGAACUCCAAGUUAUUCAACGAUAUUCCGAAGCUGUUCAAAUACGUUGAAGCAGACAACUCAAAGUUAUCUCUCUCCUAUUCGUUAAUGACAAAGAGACUCGCUUUCUUCAUAUCAUUGAUGUUCACCUGACUCAAAGCUGGCUGUGGAGGCGAGGUCAUCAAUGUAUUUAAGACUAGUGACAAGAAAAAGAGUUUGAUUAAAUAUGAGAACUCCAUAACUUCUAGCCGCCAAUUUAAAGUUGAAAAUUUUGACUUCCACGUUUUGUUCAGUAAAAUAAAGAUAAAUGUGUUGAUACAGCUCUAUAUCGCUAUUCUCUUGGAAAGGAAGAUAAUUAUUAUCACUUCAGACACAAGCACUAACUCUAUUGUGAUAGAGAUACUCCUGUCUCUUCUAUAUCCGAUGAAGUGGAACCUGCCCAUUGUUUCAGUACUAAGUGAAGCUACUUUUGACUAUCUUGAUGCUCCAAUGCCCUACAUAAUGGGUAUCUCUGAAGAAAAUUGGGAAGAAAUUAAGGCGCAAAGAUGGGAUAGUCUUGAAGAUGACAUUUUCAUAGUAAAUAUAGAGACUAACAAAAUUACUGUAAAAGAGCCUCUGCCUCCACUUCCUCCUACCUUUUCAGACGUGCUUGAGAAGACUCUUGAAGGACAUUUAUCAAAGUUUAAUUCAGUAGAUAGAUCAUCAAAUGAGAGCGAUAAAGAUUUUGAAGAUUUUUGGGUGAAAGCUAGUCUUACCAUAAAGCAAGAGUUUCUCUACUUUAUAAUCUUCCUGAUGAACGACUUUGUACAGUGCUAUAAAAGCCACAACAAGCAUCUCCAACAGGAGGGAGAAGAAAUGAACUCUAUCAGAGAUAUUUUUGUAUAUGAGGAUUAUUUGAAAUAGCGUUCAUAAAUCAUCAGAUUUCUCGCCUGAGUUCACAUCAAAAUUCAUUCAUACACAACUAUUCACUCUUCUGGUAGAGCAUUACUAUGCUUUGGAUCAAGACCCUCUAAACUCACCUUCAACAGAGUUCCUCGAAUCACAAGAUACAGAUAACAGGAUAAUUUACUUCAGAAGACUCAUCAGAGAGUUUGAAAAAUCAGGACUCAGAGGGAUCAGGAAUAUGCACAAGUCAGAAAUUGGCUUCGCUCUCGAUUGUUAUCACCACCCAAAUGAUGUAUCAAUAGAACAAAUUUAUCUAUAUUUCUCGGAUAUACUCCAGGAUAAACUAGAUCAGAGAAAAAGGCGGCCUCCCGUCUGUAUAAAUUCCCUCAGAGUCCUGAGCUGUAUUAAGAAGGAAUACGUCGUUGAUAUCGGAGAUUUUUAUGAAGAAAUCAUUGGUGUAUCGACUAAAGAAAUGUCCAUGAGCGAGAACAUCAAUGUUGCUGAUAUUCACAAAAGAAAAUUCUGAAAUAUUGAAGUAAUGACUAAUAAGCGGUGUAUUAGUGAUGUGCUCUCUAAUGGAGAAAGAUCAGCAGAAUACCGCAAAAUGUCUCCGAAUGAUGAUUCUGUUAGUAAUUUCCAUUCAGAGAAAAUACGGCAUCAACAUAGUGAAAAGAUUCCGAACCGAAAAUAAUAAGUAUGAUUUCAGGCUCAAUUCAAGAGUCAGGUGUGAUACAAUGAAUUAUGAGCAUGCCAGGCCUAGAGCAUUUACUAAAGGGAUAAACUGAGAGAUAAAUUACGCUGAUUAUAGAAUGAAGCAUGCUCCUGAAGCAACACCAACAGCUCGACAUGAUCAUAUCCUAUCCUCCAGAGGCUCUUAUGCAAAAGAUAGAAGCUUUGAGUUUAAAUCUAGAGGUAAAAAUUUAUCAGAAGAGAGGCCUGUUAUAAACCAGCCAAGGUCAUUUAAGAACUUUAAUAACCAGAAAGAGAUGAGAGAUAUAAAGACAAUGAAAUCAAUUCCAAAUACGAGCCAGACACGAAAGUUUAGAGAUACAUACUCCCAGCCUUUUAAAUUUUCAAAAUCAAGUUAUGGAUCCAGAUCAAACGAACGUUCUCUAGGUGCUUUGCCUGCACGUGGACACAACAGGUUUCCUCCUAACAUGACUAGAGAUAGAGAAUCUCCCAACAAGCCUUUUCAGGAUAGGCACUCAAAUGAUUCUCCUAGGAUGCGUUCUAAUUAUAUGGAUAGACAUAUGUACAAGUCAGAUACUUUUCAGCCAAAAUUUAUAUCUCACAGUCGAGAUAAUGUCACAGAUAGUAGUGAAGAUGUGGUCCCCAGUCCUAAUUAUUUCAACGAAAGAAAUAGCUCACAUAACAUUCAACUUGGGUCUUCUAAAGAAGAAACUGUGAAUAACUUUGUGAAUAGGAUCAAAACAAGGAAAGAAAAUAUGAGAUUUAGAGAGUCAAAAAUCCCAUAUGGAGAUUCUGCUUGUGAGAAUCUCAAACCACCAGCUCUCAAAGAAUGAUUCUCGAUGAAGUCACCAACCCAUGUAGCUGACCCUAUUGAUCUCACUAGAAAUUCCUCUUCAGGAAAAUACUACGGAGAAAGGGACGGUAGCUCUAAUCUGGAUAGAUACGACCACCUAAACUCUGCGAGAGGUAUGGCGUACCCUAAAAAGCCAAGAUCCCUCAAAUGUUUAGACAAGGAUAUCCCAGAUGAAGGGAAAACUCGGAAAAUUUAUGCUAUUGGUAACCCACAAAGAAAUGAACUUAGACACCCGAAGACUAAGAAUUUCAGUUUUACUACAAAGAAUAAUGAUAAAUCAAGGGAUAUUCAAGUCAUUGGAGGUAGAAAGAUAUCACUUGGCUUGCAAUCUAAAAGAAAACAGCCUAACACUGCUUCGAAGUAUAACAAUAAGUUCAAUGCUAAAGAGAACUAUCAGUUUGAAGAAGAAGAUAAUGUUGCACCUAACUCCGACUCGAAGUGGAAUUUCUGGAGUACUCUCAAAAAUCCUUUUCAGUGGAUGGCCAUGCCAGAGGAAAACAAAGAAGGCCUAGAUAAGAGAGAAGAUCCUUAUGAUUCAAAGAAAAAUAGGUCAAUAGUAUACAACAAAUCGUCCAAUUCUAGUCUUCAAAAUGUCAAAUCAAGUGAGAACUAUGCUUCUAAAUAUGAUAAGAGGUAUACUGAAGCUCCUAGAGCGGGAUAUAAUCCAUCAGGAUUCAGAGGUGGGAGGUCCUCUUAAUCCUAAAUCGACAGUAAAAGCAA
Messenger RNA from Moneuplotes crassus, 3817 nucleotides. The record is from the annotation of a GenBank genome assembly. Lineage: Eukaryota; Ciliophora; Spirotrichea; Euplotida; Euplotidae.